UGACCAGCUUAGGUUUUACCUUAAAAUAUACAACGGGAUACGAUUUUAUUAUAAUGCAUUGAAUUAUAUUACAAAAUAUUUUAGUUAUUAUAUAAAUAACCGUACAAAAUGCUGCCGCAACUGACCAGGGAAUCCGCUCAGAACUUCUGUCGCACCUGUCUUAUCCAAUUGGACAAGGAGCUCCAAUCAGAGGCCAUUCCAAUCAGCCAGGAGCUGCAGCAGUUACUCAAUCUGAGGCUCACCAAGGCGGAUUCGAUGGAAAACCAGGACAUGGAAAAGUGGCUGCCCACUGCAAUGUGCCGGGAAUGCCGACAGUUGGUCCAGAAUUUCGAAAAGUUCCGCCGAAAAGCAGAGGAUUGCAGGCAGCAGUUGCUGGAAAUGCUGAGGAAGGACUCACGGGAACCCACGUUCGAGGUGGUCUACGACGACAGGGAGGAGGAUCAAGGAUCCCUGCAUAGUCUGGAGCCUCCUGAACCCGAUCCCGAUCCCGAUCCCAUCGAUGAGCCCGCCGAAAAGCAAGAGAAACCAGCAAGGAAAUCCUCCCGAGGCUCGAGGAACACGCUGAAGUGCUCCCUGUGCCGGCACAGCUUUGCCCACCAGAUCACCUUGGCGGCCCACAUCCGCAAGGUCCACGAGGGCAGCAAACGACCCUUCCAGUGCGAUCAGUGCGAGAAGGCAUACAGCUUCAUGGGUGGUCUGUACACGCACAUUCGGGAGGUGCAUGCCCCCAAGGAGCGGCGUCAUCCCUGCGAUCAGCCGGGCUGCGAGAGGAUCUACACCAGCCGCAUAGCCAUGCAGAAGCACAAAAGACUUAAGCACAGUCCCAGGGACAGGGAAACGCUGAAGAAAUUCAUCUGUGAGCAGUGCGGGGCCAGCUUUAAUCAGUCAGCGAAUCUAAAGUACCACCUGAGGACGAAGCAUCCCACGGAGGAUGAGGUGGCCGCCAAGGAGGGCGGCGCUGCAGAGCGUCACUUCUGCGACAUCUGCCAGAAGGAGUUCCAUUCGCAGUACACCCUCAGGUAUCACACGUUGCAGCAGCACGAGGGACAGGAGGAGCUGCCGCACGAAUGCCAGGUCUGUGGCCGCCGGAUGGCCAAGAAAUUCAUGCUGCUGCAGCACAUGCUCAUGCACUCCAGCGACAAGUUGCCCUGCGAGCACUGCGGCAGGCGGUUCGCUCGCAGAUUCGAACUGGAGGCCCAUGUGCGAGCGGUCCAUUUGAAGCUCAAGCCCUUCGCCUGUCGCCACUGCCCGGAGAGUUUUGCUUCAAGGAAGACCCUGCGGCACCAUGAGUACAUCCACACGGGCGAGAAACCCUACGUUUGCGGCACCUGCGGACAGGCCUUCCGGCAGCAGACGUGCCUCAAAAACCACCGGAAGGUGCACGAGAAGUAGGCUUAGCUAGCUAAUAAAAGUAAUUUCCUAAAUACAGUUUGUUUGCCCUGGAGUAUUCGCCACUUAAGGUGGCUUUUAAGGGUCUGUUUGUUGACAA
Drosophila elegans is the source of this 1489-nucleotide messenger RNA. RefSeq names its product gastrula zinc finger protein XlCGF26.1. Gene Ontology annotation, molecular function: DNA-binding transcription factor activity, RNA polymerase II-specific; zinc ion binding; RNA polymerase II transcription regulatory region sequence-specific DNA binding. Gene Ontology annotation, cellular component: nucleus. The transcript has a single exon. Gene Ontology annotation, biological process: regulation of transcription by RNA polymerase II. Bases 109 to 1392 code for a protein of 427 amino acids. The record is from RefSeq and is a predicted model, not a curated record. NCBI's taxonomy places the organism in Eukaryota, Metazoa, Arthropoda, Insecta, Diptera, Drosophilidae.